UUUUAUUAUUAUUAUUAUUAUUAUUAUUACUAUUAUUAUUAUUGGUGUACUGGUAUGAUAGGUAGAGAAGAAAUUUUAGACAACAGUUACUUAUCAAGAGAAGUUUUGCUCUAAUUAUUGUGGUGCUUGGCACACUGCUUUGCAAAUAGUCACUGAAACAUGUAUUCAUUUGAACUAGGGGGGCAUAAUUUUCAAAUGUGAGACAGUGUACAGUUAGUGCUAAUUUAGGGGUAAGGGCAGUAUGUACUGUAUUUUGAAGGUCCAUGUAGGUCGAAGCAUAGAGGUUGGGCAGCUCUGUGAAAGAAAUGGGACUUGAGCCUUGAUGAUGGAAAAGAUUCGAAUGGCUGCUGAGAAGUGGGAGAGGUGUUCAGGGAAUGGGGAAUAUUAGAAGUUGAGAAGGGAGGCAAGAAUGAAUGUAGAAUAUGUGGAGGACCAAGAAGGCGGCCUUGUUAUAGAAGAAUUGGGUGAGUGUAAAGGAAGAUAUUGUAUGUAUGUCUGAUGUUUAUAUGUCUGCCUGUGAUCAAUUUAGGUCAAAGUACCUUUCCCCCAUUCUAGACAUGUUGCAUUGUUAAAAAACUACCUGAAAAGUAGUGCUAAAAAUACUUACCAAUGUUGAAGUUGGACUCAUUAUUAAAAGAGGUGGUGUGGGUGGCUGUGGGAAACUACUGGGUUAGAAUUUAGUUUAGUGAGUAGCAGUAUCGCCUGAGUUGAAUUCUUGACUAUUAUUAUUAUUUUGAUUUCCAGUUAAGGAAAUCAAUCAUCCACGAUGACCCCUAGUGUCUGGAAAAUACAGGGAACUGGCUUUACGGAAAGUAGGAAAAUGAGUGUGUGAUUUAGCAAGCACCUACUGGCUGGAUUGAAGUUUUCAGGGAAACUGAUUCACCAGUUGAGCUUCAUUCCUGAACUUGUCUCUUUAAAUUUAUAAAUGCUGUUUCAAAGAGCUAAAUAUUAUUUAGUGUGAUUAUUUUUGUAUCUGUCUUUUCAUGUCAUCUUUAUGGCUGUAACUGUAUGAUGAAAAAAAUUAAUAAAAUUGUGAUAAACUUUUGAAUUAAAAUUUCCUUUUACUUUUAUCAUAGUAGUAACUUUUUUUUUUCUUUUAAAUUAAAUAGGCAAACGUCUUUGGCAGGCACAUUUUAAAGCUUUUCUCCCUCCACUGGGAAAUUGUUUUUACUUUUAAGUUGCGUUUCUGUUUUUCUAUUGUAAAGUGCAGUUCUUUGCAUGUUCUAAUUUGCCAUGACGUGGUCAAGUGCUGUUUCCUUCCUGUUGCUUGCAAGCCUGUGCUAGAGAUAAGGAUACAUUUCAGUGCAUUAAAAAAGAAGCCACCGAAGACAGGCUUAAGCAUGGCCAAGAAGUUCUAGAGAAGAAAAAUUGCAGAAAAACUGCCUCUAUUUUAGUAAAAUCUCAGUGAACCAAGAAAAUUUUGAAGCACCUUCCCUAAAGAAAACCUGGGUAUACAGUAACUUCACAGACUUAGCUUGGUUUUUUUUACCCGAAUUAGUCACUGGAUUCUGCUGCCUGAUACUUGAACCUGCUUGGGAUUUUUCUCAUGUGGAUCUAAGGGGAAUGCUUUAUUAUGGCUGCUGUUGUCCAACAGAACGACCUGGUGUUUGAAUUUGCUAGUAACGUCAUGGAGGAUGAACAACAGCUUGGUGACCCAGCUGUGUUUCCUGCCGUAAUUGUGGAACACGUUCCUGGUGCUGAUAUUCUCAAUAGCUACGCGGGUCUCGCCUGUGUGGAGGAGCCCAAUGACAUGAUUACUGAGAGCUCCCUGGAUGUCGCUGAAGAGGAAAUCAUAGAUGAAGAUGACGAUGACAUCACCCUCACAGUCGAAGCUUCCUGUCACAAUGGGGAUGAAACGAUUGAAACUAUCGAGGCUGCUGAGGCGCUCCUUAACAUGGACUCUCCUGGCCCCAUGCUGGAUGAAAAACGCAUCAAUAAUAAUAUGUUUAGUUCAUCUGAAGAUGACAUUGUUGUUGCCCCAAUCACCCAUGUAUCCGUCACAUUAGAUGGGAUUCCCGAAGUGAUGGAAACUCAGCCGGUUCAAGAGACAUACGUACACUCACCAGGACCCUCAUCACCAGAACAACCUAAGAGAAAGAAAGGGAGAAAAACGAAACCACCACGACCAGAUUCCCCCACCACUACACCCAACAUAUCUGUGAAGAAGAAAAAUAAAGAUGGGAAGGGAAACACAAUUUAUCUUUGGGAGUUUUUACUGGCACUGCUCCAGGACAAAGCUACUUGUCCUAAAUAUAUCAAAUGGACCCAGCGAGAAAAAGGCAUUUUUAAAUUGGUAGAUUCUAAAGCAGUAUCCAGGUUGUGGGGGAAGCACAAAAACAAACCUGACAUGAAUUAUGAGACCAUGGGAAGAGCUCUCAGGUACUAUUACCAAAGGGGUAUUCUGGCAAAAGUAGAAGGUCAGCGUUUGGUGUAUCAGUUUAAGGAUAUGCCAAAAGAUCUGAUUUAUAUAGAUGAUGAGGAUCCAAGUUCCAGCAUGGACUCUUCAGAUCCAUCACUGUCUUCAACAACCACCUCGAGCAGGAACCAAGCAAGCCGGUCGAGAGUAUCUUCAUCUUGCAGUCCAGGGAUAAAAGGAGGAGCCACUACAGUGCUGAAAGCAGGGAAUUCUAAAGCCGCAAAACCCAAAGAGCCCGUGGAAGUGGCACAGCCGUCAGAGGUUCUGAGGACAGUGCCGCCCACGCAGACGCCAUACCCUACGCAGCUCUUCCGGACUAUUCACGUGGUGCAGCCGGUACAGGCUGUUCCGGAGGGAGACACAACCAGCAGCGUGCAGGAUGAAGCAUUAAAUUCCUCCGUUCAGAGUAUUAGGACCAUACCAGCUCCAGCCCAGGUUCCAGUGGUUGUAUCUCCUGGGAACCAGCAUUUGCACACAGUAACACUCCAGACAGUGCCAAUCACGACAGUGAUAGCCAGCACAGACCCCUCAUCAGGUGCGGGGUCUCAGAAGUUUAUCUUACAAGCCAUUCCAUCAUCGCAGCCCAUGACAGUACUGAAGGAGAACGUCAUGCUGCAGUCGCAGAAGCCGGGCUCGCCCCCUUCCAUCGUCCUGAGCCCUGCCCAUGUACAGCAGGUCCUCACCAGCAGCGUUCAGUCCGUUUGCAACGGAACCGUCAGCGUGGCUUCAUCUCCGUCCUUCAGUGCUACCACACCCGUGGUGACCUUUUCUCCUCGCAGCUCACAGCUGGUGGCUCACCCACCUGGCACUGUGAUCACUUCAGUUAUCAAAGCUCAAGAAACAAAAACUCCUGUGCAGGAAGUAGAGAAAAAGGAGGUGGAAGAUAACUUGAAAGAAGGCACUGAAGAAACUGAGCCACAGCCACAGCCUUAUGUGAUGGUGGUGUCCAGUUCCAAUGGAUUUACCUCUCCCGUAGCUGUGAAAAGUGAACUGCUGGAACCCAAUGCUUUCUAAUUAACACACCAAAGGAAUUAUGGGUAGUUGUUUUUUAACUGAGCAUUUUCAAUUGUACGUAAACUGAUUGAUUUCUAAGACAAAUUCUACAAAUGUUCCUAAUUUUGUAGUUACUUGUUAAAAACAGUAACUUAGAGCUAAUUUUGACUUUGUUAGAUGAGAGGAAAACCCAAGUGUUUCUCUUUGUUCUCCAGAUGUUUCAGAAUUCAUUUGUGAAGGAACCAGGCAUUUUAUACUAUGAAGACAUUCUUUUGAGAUUUUUUUUCCAACGGCUAUAUCAUAAACAUUUUUAAAGUUUCUUUUUAAAUUUUAUACCAUAUUAGCUUUUCUGAUUCUUUUGUAAAUACAGUACUUAAAUAUAAGGCAUCAGGAAAUUUAUAGAGGAGCUAUUUUCAUUCCACUUGUAUAGGUUAAGUCUUGACUCUUUCAAAUGCAAGACACCUAUUUUAUGCUUUGUUAAAAUUAUGAUUUCACUUGGAUUGACUUUAGUUUGUUGCACUGUAUAUUGAACUAUGACUAUGUAAAAUAUAACAUUAAAAAUUGAAAUGUGCCCACGAUAUGGCUGAACCUGUUUCCAAAGCAGGAUAGUGUAAAAGCAUCAGCCUACGAGUGGCUCUCGCCUUAGUGUGUAACCGUGGGCAAGCCACUUGAUCUUUCUGGGCCUCGGUUGUCAUCAGAGGAGGGAUGUAUUGGAUUAGACUAGAUGAUCUCUCAUUUCCUAUCUAGUUCUAAAUUUUAUGAUUCUAACCCCUAAGUUUUAAAGUUAUAUCAAUUAAAACAUUAUCAGCUUAUCUCCUAAUGUAAAUAUAGCUAAAAUAUUGCAGAAAAAUUAAUGGCCCUACAAAAUUCAUUUUUCUGUUAUCUGUAAGAUCUGCUAUGAACUGAAUUCUUCCUAAAUACUUUGUUCAUUAACUUUCUAGGCCACUGUGCAUUGUGGUCCCCUAGUAGUCUUACGCUGCUGAGUGCUAAAUGAUAAACUGCUAUUCUGAAAGAGUCAGGGCUCUUUAAGAUCCCAGAAAGCAACCAAGCCUUGGGCUAACCUGACUUAGUCAGUUGCUAUAAAAGCGUAAUUGCUUUAUAUUUUGGAUCAUUUUUUUAUUGGGAGUGGGGGGAGGGGGAAUUGCAUACAAAGAUAAUAUACAUAUAUAUCCAAGUUUCUGAAAUGAAAUAGUUUUUAGAUUACUUUUUCAGCUGUAAAUAAUGUACAUUUAAUUUCACAAGAAAAAUUGUUUUCUGCAAAUUUUCUAGUAUAGCAAAAAAAAUUUUUGUAGAUGAAAAAAAUCACUAUGUUUAGAGGUCUAAUGUUAUAUGUUUUCAUAUUACAAAGUGAAUUUGUAUUUAAACAAAAAUUGAAAUUUUGGAAUCCUCUAAACGUUUUUGUAUCUUUAAUUGGUUUAUUAUUAAAUAAAUCAUGUAAAAAUU
This is a messenger RNA of Camelus dromedarius (Arabian camel), 4852 nucleotides long. It is a transcript of the gene ELF1, whose product is annotated as E74 like ETS transcription factor 1. Gene Ontology annotation, cellular component: nucleus. Bases 1574 to 3430 code for a protein of 618 amino acids. Lineage: Eukaryota; Metazoa; Chordata; Mammalia; Artiodactyla; Camelidae. The record is from RefSeq and is a predicted model, not a curated record. Gene Ontology annotation, biological process: regulation of transcription by RNA polymerase II; cell differentiation. The transcript is spliced from 9 exons. Gene Ontology annotation, molecular function: DNA-binding transcription factor activity, RNA polymerase II-specific; sequence-specific DNA binding.